This is a messenger RNA of Mizuhopecten yessoensis (Yesso scallop), 5746 nucleotides long. RefSeq lists its product as uncharacterized. The record is from RefSeq and is a predicted model, not a curated record. The transcript is spliced from 3 exons. Lineage: Eukaryota; Metazoa; Mollusca; Bivalvia; Pectinida; Pectinidae. Bases 457 to 4191 code for a protein of 1244 amino acids.
AGGAAAUCUGAUAGUAGUGGUGGGUUUAGGGUCUUACUCAGACUGCAGUACAUACGUAUACACAUAAUGAAAGUAUUUCCUGGUGGGAACAGGGUCCUUUAUAAUUUAUUGGCCAGUGUGAAAACCAAAGGAAAAAGUGAAUUACCAGAUGUCUAAUAGUUACACUUGGUCUAUUGUGUGGUCAGGCCUACAGUGGAGGGAUGUGUAUUUUAGCUGGUGUUUGCCAAGAGGAUAGCAGUUUUUGCCUAGGGAUGUAACACUUAAAUUGCUCUAAGUGAUGAACACAAUUUCGACCAACUUAGGACGAAUUUGAAAUAGCCAGAAAUGUAGCCAGAAUGGAAACCAAUCCACAGACAGGACGACAGACUGAUCAGCAUCAUGUGAAUGUUUUGCAGUAAUAGAAGAACACAUUGAUGUCGCCUGUGUUUCAAAUAUGAGCCUUUUAAUUUUAAUAUCAUGGAACUUCAUUGUAUCCAGAUAAACGUGACCAAAGCCGUGAUCGUAGCCAUCUUGUGUGUGCUAGUGUCAUCAAGGCAGCCCACCAAAUUUAAAUAUGAAGAGGAAAAUGCUUGGACAUACCAACCAUCGCAAGUCCAUUUUCAGUGGCUUGAUGGGAGUGAUAAUUUAAUCCGGGAGAAAUCAGCUUCAGAGCCAAUGUCGUUUUCUAAGUUACACAAGAAAAACGUUGGAAAGGAUACCUGGAGGAGGCUGAAAUGGAUGAAAAAAGAUUACACUGAGAAAUCAAAAGGCGUUAAAGUAAUGGAUGAGGCGGUAAGUGGAGUGAAGAGCUCCCAGCAGACGGCAGGGACGAAAACUCAAUUAGCUGCGGAAAUAGACAUCCUAAGAUUAUUUCUGGGGACAGAGCCUCAUAUUGAUUCACUUACGGGUCAACAGGUCACCAGGGAAGCUAAUAAGAGAAAGAAACGUGUGGUUAGAGACGUAGGGGAGGUAACUCCAUCUAACAUUGUCCCAAAUCAACCACAAGCUACAACACUGGAUAGUGUAUUAGGGGACAUGACUUCAAACAGCUUUGGUGGUUCAACCAAUCAGCAGACAGUGAAUGAGACGUAUGAUUUGAUUGGUUCAGAAGGUUCAGGUACUGUCAUCAACACUACCCCAGAAUCAUUGUCAGGUCUUACAACCUCAAUGAAACCUAUAACCACACUAGAGAUUACUACAAUACCACAGCCUAUAACUGCAGACCCCAGUACAUCAACACAGUCCUCCACAACAGCAAAGCCCUUCACAUCUCCAUCAUCCACAACAACUCCAAAACCUAUCAUAACCUCAAAUCCCACAACUCCAAAACCCACAACAACUCAAAAACCCACCACAACUCCAGAACCCACUACAACUCCAGAACCCACCCCAACUCCAGAACCCACCCCAACUCCAGAACCUACCACAACUCCAGAACCCACCACACCUCAAAAACCCACACCUACAGAACCCACCACAACCCCAGAACCUACCACAACCCCAGAACCCCCCCCAACUCCAGACCCCACCACCCCUCCAAAACCCACAACAACUCAAAAACCCACCACAACUCCAGACCCCACCACCCCUCCAAAACCCACAACUACAGCACCCACCACAACCCCAGAACGCAGCCCAACUCCAGAACCUACCACAACCCCAGAACCCCCCACAACCCCAGACCCCACUACACCUCCAGACCCCACCACAACUCCAGACCCCACCCCAGCUCCAGAACCUACCACAACUCCAGAACCCACCACAACUCCAGAACCCACCACAACUCCAGAACCCACAACUACAGAACCCACCACAACCCCAGAACGCACCCCAACUCCAGAACCUACCACAACUCCAGAACCCACCACACCUCCAAAACCCACAACUACAGAACCCACCACAACCCCAGAACGCACCCCAACUCCAGAACCUACCACAACUCCAGAACCUACCACAACUCCAGAACCAAGUAUCACUCUUUAUCCUGCCUCACCAGAACCCUCUCCCACACCAGAACCAUCUGCUACACCUGAACCCUCUGUCACAUCUGAACCUGUUACACCAGAACCCUCUGCCUCACCUGAACCCUCUGUCACACCUGAACCCUCUGUCACACCAGAACCCUCUGUCACACCAGAACCCUCUGCCUCACCAGAACCUUCUGUCACACCUGAACCCUCUGUCACACCAGAACCCUCUGCCUCACCUGAGCCUUCUACUUCUCCUGAACCUAAUGCCACUGUAGAGCCAGAAACAGCUGAACCAGGCUCAGAGCCUACAAACUCCACUUCUGAGCCUGAACCAGAAAGUGAACCAGAAGGUGAGCCAUCAGUGUUUUCUGAACCCAGACCAGACUGGGAGGCUGCAAUGGAAUUGUGGCAGUGGGGCUGGUAUUUCUUCAUCUACUUCUUCGGGAUCAUGUUUCUGGUGUUGGCCUUGUUCAGUCUCCUGAGUGUGAUCCGGCUCUGGGGCAUGAACCAACUCCUCAGUAAGAACUAUUUUGUCACACUCAACAUCCUAAUCAUCAUCAAGUGUACAUUGCGUGGAUCGUACCUGCUGGUGGAUGCUCACAAUAUCAAUAACACUUUCCACAAUAUUGUGGACUACUUCCUCUACAGUACAGCGUUUCCAUGCCUCACAUCCGCGUUCAGUAUUCUGUUUUAUGCGUUGCUGAUCGCCACAAAGAUGCAGGUGAUUUCGCCCAAGAUCCAGAAACUAUCAGUGCUUAUUGGAAUUAUAUUGUUUCAUUUCGCCCUGUCCCUGGUCACCGAUGUUAUAGUGGGAAUAUUCUCGGAAGCUCGUGUGUUGCUAUUGGUGUGUCAGUUCUUUUAUGUGGUAUGGGGCAUCGUACUAUUUGUGGGAUAUUUCUACCUAUUCCGGCGGCUGUAUAGUGCCGCAAUCAAGCGACAGAAAAACAUGCUUCAACAGACGCUGUCCACCAGCACUUCAUCUGUCACAGAACGCACGAAAAAGAAACUGUCAUCAAAAUACACAAUCAGUCUUUCCAUUAAAGUGACCUUUGUGGCGGCCAUCUUUGGAUUAAUGUGUGUUGCUUUGGAAUUGUAUGGAAUUUUUGGUGUGUUUAAAUUGUUAAAGACGGGCCACACUCCGGAAGCCUGGCCCUGGUAUACCUACAAGUUCUUGCUUCGGCUUAUGGAGUUACUUAUGUGUGCCACUAUGGUGUAUGUGGCAUCUCAGCCACUGAAGUACCGGCGACGGGACAAGGAGACCACGUGCUGGUUGUUAAUGAUGCCUUUAAAGCGUAUUUUUUGUAGCUGUGGUGGUCAGGGGUCAAACGAUAAUACCGAAACCUCAACAAAUUCCGACGGGCAUGUAAUGUCAGACACCCAGAAAGAUUUACAGAAAAACAUGAAAUAUUAUGAUAAAGGUGACGAGGGUGUGAAAUCAGAAACAAUGCUGAAACCACAUGUGACAUAUGCUCCUCACUUAAACGGACACUUUCAUCGACAGGUUUCAGAGACUCCGUCUCACCUUGUGAUAGAAGAUGGCCUGGUACGAUUUCGUAGUGAGGAAGAAUUGAAUUAUUGUGAUUCAGAACUGGCAACGAGUCUUCCCGACCUCGUCAAUGGAAGUGCUAUGAGGAGUACUGCCUUAAAUGGGGAAGCUUUAGGAAAUGGGGCGAUUCCACGAGGAGUUCUCAAUGGUGGUUUUUACAGAACUGAGAACGAGGCUCACAAUAACAAUAAUAAGAAACAUCAGGGAUCGGUCAGUGGUCAGUGUUAUGACCAGUACAAAAACAGCAUGGACCUAGAAAGGACCAGUAUAGGGACCACGGGCACCGAUACGAUGCGCCCCAUGUCUGCGCUCAAUCUCGCUGCCAGUAUGGAGUGGGAGUUUGAUAGAGUGUAUGAACGUAGUUUUGUAGAAAGUGACACAAGUAGUGUUAAAAGUCUUCCCAAUGUUGUACCACUAUCUCCACUGGAAAGCAAUGCCGAGAGCCGACUUCUUGUCAACCAAUCACCUAGUCAUGACUCGUAUGCCAACCAAUCAGACCAAAGGCGUGACAGUUUGCCAGUUGAUAUGAAUCAGGUCUCACUAGAUAUGAGCUCAAAUCUUUCAUCGUCACCUGAGGCUCCUCGUUCUCCGACCUCGCCCACACGUAAACCCUUGAUAAAAAAACGUAUGAGCAGACAUGCGUCAACAGACUCAGACUGUUUAGACCGAUUUAAGGCCAAUAUUUACACUUCAUAGCACGAAACAGUCGGUGGAUAUUCUCUUGAUCCAAUCAAAAAGCUUCUUGGCAAACAUAUGGAGGAAGAAAUCUAGGCUUAUUACCGUUCUUACCUGUGGUAAGGCCAGGUGCCUUAGUCCUUAGAAAGAUGUCAACUCAUUCACCCCUGAAAUUUCAUAAUGGACUAUUCCAACCGUUAAAUUGGAAGAGUUCAAAUGUGUCUUCAGGGGUGAAUGAAUUGAGUGUGGGCAGGGUAUACUGGGCUUAAUCCUAGAUCCUGCUCUGUAUCCAGAAUGAAAACAGAAAUCACCGUUAUUUGUUAAGUUGGUUGGACACGGGGAAGGAUGGAUUAUACUGAGCGUGGUCUUAUUACAGGUAACCUAGGGUACUGGGCAUGUUCAAGUGACUUCUUUCUCUGGUAUAAGUGUUUUGUUGGAUUACAUUUUUCGUGAUUCAAUGAUAUUGAUGUUUUUCUUCUUAAAUUCAGAGAAAUUAUUACAAUUUAAAACUUUAAAUUUUUUGUUUUGAUGAAAAAGUAAGAAAGCUUAUUCAGAUAAAAAAAAAAUAAGAUGAAGAAAUUGGUAUUUAUAGAAUGUUUUCUUCAAGUAGAUACACGUUUGACUGAUAAUUUCUGUAAUUAUGAUCAGAUCUUGAGAUUAUCUACAAAGCUGAUAAUUGGGGCCUUUUUGCAAUAUUGAAUAUGAUUAUUUUGUGUAACAAAUGUUGAUAGAGUAUUUUUCAAAUCUAAUCAUGAUUAUAAAGUAUAUGUAGGACCAUAAUCACAGUGAUGACAGACUACCUUUGAGAGGGAAUAGGCGUCAUUUGUUUCAGAUUCCAUCGAUUAAUUAACAGGUCAAGAGGCCAUCAUAAAAAGUCGAUCAAUUCUUUCAUUGUCAUUUCUCAUAAUUUGGUACAUUAAAUUACAUUUAAGUCGUGUCGUAACAAACAUUAACUAUACAGAAGUAUUAUAUAGACUGAACCUUCACAGUCGUAACAGAGAGGGAUCUGGUACCAGGUCAUCUAAUAAUACUUGCUUCUAAACAGAAUCCAACAUGGCUGCCAGUAAUUAAUCCCCUGCAGUUACAUCUAAUUACAGAUCACCUGAAAUGGUUGCCAUAGCAACAUAUGCAGAUGUAAUCUCCUGACAUUUUGAUUAAUUAAUUUCUUUUUCCUUUGAUGUGAGUUAGCAUUUUUUUUAUUAGUUCAAGAAGCUCCAAAAGGAAAAUAAAAAAAAUUGUUUUAAUCAACCGAUCUGUUCAAGUAUCAAUCUCAAUGCUAAGUGGCAAGGAUUCUGUAUUACUUUAUGCAUAAUAUGUAACAAGGCAAAAUACAACAUGAUUGGUUUAUCUGCAGUACUGAAUAUGCCGUCUUCUUUCUUAAUACAUGUAACAUACAAAUAUAGCCUUACCCUGCCCCUUCCUAACUACCUGGUUCUUUCUUCCUAGCCAUGCCCCUUCCUAACUCCCUGCCCCUUCCUGACUCCCUGCCCCUUCCUAGCCGUGCCCCUUUUUUGUCCUAUCUUUAUCAUAAAUGGACUGUCAUGAGAAUAUCUAAUCAUGCAUGUAAGUAAUAAAA